This is a messenger RNA of Punica granatum (pomegranate), 1147 nucleotides long. Lineage: Eukaryota; Viridiplantae; Streptophyta; Magnoliopsida; Myrtales; Lythraceae. The record is from RefSeq and is a predicted model, not a curated record.
AUCUGUCCAGUCUUCUCGGUGAUCAUAUGAUAUAGAAUAGAUAUUAUAUAUAGGCACAGACCACAAGAUCUGAAUAUAUAUCAUAUAUAUAUAUAGCAAAGAAAGAAAGAAACUAUAAGUAACCGAUCGAUCGAUAGCACGGAGUGAUCAAAUUAGAGGACGACAUACUUAGGGACGAUGGGAAGAGGGAAGGUGGAGCUGAAGAGGAUAGAGAACUCAUCAAGCAGGCAAGUCACUUUCUCGAAGAGGAGAACCGGACUUCUGAAGAAGGCCUUCGAGCUUUCCAUUCUCUGCGAUGCCGAAGUCGCCCUCCUCAUCUUCUCCUCCACCGGAAAGUCUUACCAAUUCGCCAGUCACGAGAUGGAUAGAACUAUCGCAAAGUACCGGAAUGAAGUCGGAUUGCCUGAUACGACUAACCGAGGUUGUAGAACCAUGGAGUUCUGGAGGACAGAGAUUCACGAGUUAAAAAGAUCAGCAGACGACUUGGAGGCACAGCUCAGGCACCUGUCUGGAGAAGAUCUGUCAAAGUUGAGCAUGAGAGAGUUAAAACAACUCGAACGUCAAUUAAGGACAGGAAUUGAACGUGUCCGAUCAAAGAAGAGGCGUAUAAUUUCGGAGCACCUCAACUUGCUUAAGAGAAAUCAAAGGGCCUUGCAAGAGGAGAACAACAGUCUCGAGAAGAGAGUUAAGCUGCGGGAGCUGCAAGAUGAUGAUCAGAACGUGAGCUUUCUCUCUUUUGGAGGUACCUCCUGCUCCUGAUCGAUUUUCCAGAAGUCGGUCGCCGGACAAGUUUAUUAUGCAUGGACAAACUAUAUCUAUAUGUAUGAUGACAGGAUAUAUACAUAUGGAUGAAGUCAUGAAGAUGCAUAUAUACGGGAGGAAUUACUAGGCUUCUCCUAGUCCUACGUAUAUGUAUGUAGAUAUAGUUGUUCAAGAAAAUUGUAAUCUUCUUUUUUUUUUGUGUGUGAGAGAAAAUUCUUCACCUUGCUCAUGACUUAGGCCAAUUCGGUUAUGGGUCAAAUUUUACCUCACUUUGUAUUUUUCAGGGUAUCCGAACCUACGUACCAAUGUAAACGGUAGUACUGUUAAUUGAAAAUAUGCAUUAUUCAUAAAUAAAUAAAAAAGAUAGAGAGAAAAUUAUUGUAAA